CUGAAUGAAAACAUGAAUCAAGAGAGACGGAGGGAAAGCAUGCAUGCAUGGCUCGUUGCAGGCCUCUGGGAUUCUUGUUGGGAUUGCCCUUUGCCAUGCUCGCAUUGCUUCUGUCCCUCGUUGGAGCCGUGGUGUGGUUCAUUGGAUUUGUUUUGACCUGUAUUUGCCCAUGCUGCUGUGGAUGCUGCGCUUGGGUGGCCAAUUUCGCGGUCGAUAUGAUACAGCUUCCUGUUAAAUCGAUACGGUGGUUCAUUGAUCACAUCCCUUGUUAAUGUGUGAAUUAUUUGUAUGUAUAUAUGUUUGGUUCUUUUCUAAUUAUUUAAUUUAAAUGAUUCUUCAUUUAUGG
Phoenix dactylifera (date palm) is the source of this 346-nucleotide messenger RNA. RefSeq names its product signaling peptide TAXIMIN 2-like. The record is from RefSeq and is a predicted model, not a curated record. NCBI's taxonomy places the organism in Eukaryota, Viridiplantae, Streptophyta, Magnoliopsida, Arecales, Arecaceae.